AUGACAUCCAGAAAGCGCUCCGAGUCAGACGCUGGGCCUGACGAUGCAAACAAAAAGGUCAAGAUCAAUAUAGACACAAGCAAAACAGACUCCAAUGGAGAUCGCUACUGGGAGAUAUCUAAAACGCGCCGCGUUACUGUCUCUUCUUUCCGAGAAAAGAAUAUGGUGAACAUUCGGGAAUACUACACGAAAGAUGGACAGGACUUACCCGGCAAAAAGGGGAUCUCGCUCCCCAUGGAUCAGUUUUCUACUCUCAUAACUCUUCUUCCUCAGCUUGAACAGGCAUUGAAGGACAGUGGUGAAAUCUUGCCUCGGCCUGCGUAUCUUGGAACCCCCAGUGAAGGCGAGACACAGGAUCACUCAGACAGCAACCGAAGCCCAUCGAAGCAGAAUAUUGAGGCGACUAGUGACGAGGAUGAAGGGGAAUGA
This is a messenger RNA of Penicillium nucicola, 429 nucleotides long. Its product is annotated as transcriptional coactivator p15/PC4 family protein. The record is from RefSeq and is a predicted model, not a curated record. Gene Ontology annotation, biological process: positive regulation of transcription initiation by RNA polymerase II. NCBI's taxonomy places the organism in Eukaryota, Fungi, Ascomycota, Eurotiomycetes, Eurotiales, Aspergillaceae. Gene Ontology annotation, molecular function: DNA binding; transcription coactivator activity. The transcript is spliced from 2 exons. Bases 1 to 429 code for a protein of 142 amino acids.